Botrytis porri is the source of this 2282-nucleotide messenger RNA. RefSeq lists its product as uncharacterized. Gene Ontology annotation, molecular function: carboxylic ester hydrolase activity. Bases 632 to 1924 code for a protein of 430 amino acids. NCBI's taxonomy places the organism in Eukaryota, Fungi, Ascomycota, Leotiomycetes, Helotiales, Sclerotiniaceae. The transcript is spliced from 4 exons. The record is from RefSeq and is a predicted model, not a curated record.
GUAUGGUGGUACAUGCAUAAAGCUUUGUGCAAUCAUUCACAAAGUUAUGCAAGCAUCAUAUCACCCGCACCGCAUCUUCUCAACCUGAAGACCGCCAUCACUCAACAACAUCAGAAUUAACAUUCAAAUCAACAAACAUCACUGUUCGUUGUCAAUGCUGGAAUUUCAUACCAUGCACUUCCAUCUACCGGACAAGAAACCUAGGGAGCAUGGGAAUGGAAUGCAUAUCGAGUCAAUCUUCAACGGCCCCAUUGACACGAUAUAUCCAUGUAGGUUCUACGUACCUGUGUACACCUUCGCGAGUGCCGCUCGAUCUUCCGGUGCAGACACUCCCAUGUAGUGCAUGAGCAGCUACGUGACUGUGAUUGACAGUACUCGGUAUAUCAGUCCCGAGAUGUGUUCUCGUUAUUGCACAUAUUCUUCAGAUACUCUGGAAAGGAUGCCCCUACUAUACAGCCGCCUCGGGAAAACAAAAUGCCACAUUUCCGCUCGCUGAGCAAUUACCCCGCAGUCGAUCGUGACCCUUCGAAUAUGCUUCAAAAUACCUGCAGUCUUAUAAGUAACGGCCUCUUAGCAAUAUGAUUUCUGCGAUUCCUUCUGUUGUUGUUCGUGUAACUCUCGCACUGUCAAAAUGAAGUCGUCUAUGAUUUCAAGUAUAAUCCUAUCUUUUUCCUGCGUGGUAACUGCAACAAUCUUGCAGAAUGAUCAAGUCCGGAUCACAAAUUAUCCAGACACGAAGAUAGAACUCAGUGGCCGUAACUUCACUGAUUACCCUCCCAGCGCGCCAGAACUCUCCUACAAAGGAAGAUGGGACAGUAAAUAUGUUUCUUGGUGGUCAGCACCCGGACUCAAAUUUGGAUUUACGGGAGAGGAAGUCGCCAUCACAUUUGGGCCUUUGACUUCGGACACUGUUUUGAUUGGAUUUCGAGUGAAUGGUCAGGAUUGGCAGCUCACAAAUAUCACAACAAAUGCCACGCAUUUACUGGUUAGUCCAGAAUCUCCUGCGAUUGAUGUCGGCUACCCUAUAAACCCAUCAACUUUUGAGCUCAGAGUCACAAAUUGGGCGUAUGGCGUCCAGAUCUCGGCCGUCCAUUUGGGUAAAGGCGAAAGCCUGAUCAAGAUUCCCAAAUCUUCGAGGUCUAUCGAAUUCAUUGGAGAUUCUCUUUCUUCGGGUUAUACAGCUACCCUAGAAGGGCUCUCGAGCUUUGCGUAUGGUAUGGGGGCCGGUCUUGGAAACACCGAGUAUUCCAUUACAGCAUAUCCGGGCAUUUGUUUGGUCGACCAAUUAUGUUUCGGCAACACCAGAGGAAUGUUUCACCAAUGGUACUAUACUUCUGAUACUAGUCCUCGGGCUACUCAAAUAUGGGGCAAUAAACCAGAACUUUGGAGUUUCUCCAAGCAAGAUGAUGCGGAUCUUGUAGUGAUCAAUCUGGGGACUAACGACAGCAAUGGGGCGAUCAAUGUUACUAGUUCCGAAUACGUCGCUCAGUAUACCUUACUGAUUGAGGGUAUUCAUGCUGUCUGGCCCAACGCUCAAAUAAUUCUGAUGUCUCUCUGGGAGGGUUUCUUUUCCUAUGGAAAUUCUUACGCGCAAGCUCAAGGAUUUGCAUCUGAAAUACACAACAUAUAUCAAUAUUUCAACUCCAAGAAAUACUUGUCCAAUCCAAUAUUGUACAAUCCGCAUACCAAUUCUACUUAUUCGUCCAAUCGGACCUCUGCUCCAUUUGUAUCUUAUUUCAACACCACCGGCCUGAUGCAACACAACGAUAUUGGGCCAGCGUACCACCCCACUGAUGUGGGGCAUAUCAAGGUCGCGAGUCAUCUAAUCCAGUAUGCGAGAAUGAAAUUUGGCUGGGAAUUGUAUGCAACUGGGCCGGAAGUAUUUCACGAUACCCUUUACUGGAAUGACAAUCAAAGCUAUUGAACAUCCGCCAAAUGUCUAUGUAGAAGUGGUAGGAGGCAUGAAGUCAUGAUAGCCUUCAAUCCUUCCGUCCCGUGGGUUUGAUAGACAUUACAUAGCCUGCUAGACGUACUUACUAUCUGGGAUCUAGCACAAUAUUGCGUUUCUAUAGCUUUGAUAGGUUGAAAUUGCACUACCUCCGCAUUCCCAUGACUCCUCCCGUGAAGAUCGAUGAUUCACGAUCCUCAUAGUUGUCUCCUGAUGCAAGGUUCUGGGCGCAUUUAAAUUAAUAACGUAUCUUGUUACAUUUCAGAUCCCUUGAUUUUUCAUCAUGUCUUUCCAGCCGUCUUACUUAAGUUCUAACUCAUUGAAGCCCUUGGAC